Molecule: messenger RNA, 2040 nt
Organism: Cercopithifilaria johnstoni
Lineage: Eukaryota; Metazoa; Nematoda; Chromadorea; Rhabditida; Onchocercidae
Source: the annotation of a GenBank genome assembly
AUGAAUAUUGCAUGCAUUUCGCGUCGUUUAUUCUGCACGCGAUGUGGUCUCCGGAAAUCAUCAUCAUCAUUUUCGACGACUACUAGAUUUUUGUGCACUAUAUUUUAUCCGAAAUCACUAAUUAACCUGCACAGAUUGAAUAAUGUUGGCAGUUUGAGGAGAAGCACUUAUCUCUUUCUGGUUAGGAAUCUUUCAAAAACUGCAAAGCGGGAACCAGCUAAGGUCCGAAAUGUUCGGUGGAAAGAUUUACGCGGUAUUUUCGCACUUGCAUAUCCCUGUAGGAGACGAAUAUACACUGGUUUGUUGUUUUUGGUCAUUGGGAACGCUAUUGGCCUCAUCUUGCCGCGUAUAAUUUUCAUGUUUAUUGACAUCGAUAGCAACUGUGAAAAAAAAGGAAACAUAAGAGAAAAUCAAACUGAUGACAAAAACAUUUAUUUUAUCUUGGCUGCCAAAUAUCUGAAAGUACAUUACAUGAUACUAUUCGGCCUUUUUUGUGUCGUUGCCGCCUCCUACGGUAUCAGACAUUAUUGUAUGCACACUGCAGGUCAACUUGUCAUCAAUAAUUUGAGACAAGCAGUGUUCAAGUCAGUUAUUCAUCAGGAUAUGAAUUUCUUUAGCAAGAAUAAAGUUGGCGAAAUUGUAAGUCGCCUUUCAACAGAUGCACUAAUUGUGGGUCAAUCGGUUUCAUCAAAUUUAACCGUUGGCGCUCGCGCUUUUAUGUCUUUCUUCGGUUCUGCUGCUAUUAUGGUGUAUACGUCACCGGAAUUGUCUGAGGUGGUCACAUGCCUUACAGCGGCUAUUAUAACCUCAGGGUAUUGUUUCGGUAAUUUGCAAAGGAAAUAUACGCUGCAAAUGCAAGAAGUAGUUGCUGCAUCCAAUGAGAUUGCUACAGAAAAAUUUUCAAAUAUCAUAACCGUGCGGACUUUGGUUUCCGAGUUGAAGGAAUGUGAAACUUACAAGAAAAGAAUUCAUCAACUUUGGGUUGUUUCUCGUCUUGAAGGCCGUGCAGCAGGUUGCAUGAUAGCUCUGCACGAAAUUGCGAUACUUGCUUCGCUUUAUACAAUUGUAUCUUACGGUGGACAGCUAAUGAAUAUCGGAACAUUGACAUAUGGUGAUCUUCUUGCAUUUAUUUGGUAUGCGAGUUUAUGCGCUCUUAGUCUUCCUGGCAUGGUCAAUUUUUAUACAGAACUUAUGAAAGGCCUUGGUGCUAGUGCGAGAUUAUUUGAGCUUCGUAAUCGAAUUCCUGAAGUACCAGUAAGAGGUGGUCUGUUGAAAAAGAGUAUCACUGAUGGUAUUACUUUCAAAAAUGUCAGUUUUGGUUACGCUAAUCGACCACUAUUAUUUACGGAUGUUUCUUUUCACAUACCAGCAGGCAAAAUUACUGCAGUAGUUGGACCUUCUGGUUCUGGAAAAAGCACAAUUGCUAAUCUUAUACUGAGGUUGUUUGAUUCUAAUUCUGGACAUAUUCUGAUCGAUAAUGUCGAUUUAAAAUCAAUAGAUCCAUCUUUCUGGCGACAACAAGUCGGCACUGUGGCACAGGAACCAAUUCUAUUUUCGACAACAAUAAGGAAUAAUAUUAUUUACGGUUCAAAACAUCCAGAGUUAAUAAUGGACGUCCAGGUGGAAGAAGCAUCAAAUCUAGCAAAUGCUUUAAAUUUUAUUAAAAACCUUCCUGAUGGAUUUGAUACCAUUGUUGGUGAACAUGGAAAUUCAAUGCUUAGCGGUGGUCAACGUCAGAGAAUCGCAAUAGCUAGAGCGCUCAUCAAUGACCCAAUGAUGCUUAUCUUGGACGAAGCAACAAGUGCUUUGGACACUACAAGUGAAGAUUUAGUCCGGAAAGCUAUCUUAAGGUUGAUUAAGAGCAGCAAGAAAACUGUUCUUAUUAUCGCUCAUCGCCUUUCAACGAUCAAGUUUGCUGAUCAGAUUGUGGUUAUUAAUAAUGGUAGAGUAGAGGAAGUUGGAACAUUUGAUGAAUUAAUGCUCAUCGAAGAUGGUGUUUUCAAAAAUUUAGUGGAGAAGCAAGCGAUUGUAUUCAGAUAA